This is a messenger RNA of Rodentolepis nana, 954 nucleotides long. NCBI's taxonomy places the organism in Eukaryota, Metazoa, Platyhelminthes, Cestoda, Cyclophyllidea, Hymenolepididae. The record is from the annotation of a GenBank genome assembly.
AUGCAUAGAAUUGAACUAUGGCAGCCAACUCCCACAGGUUCUCCAGAGCAGAAGUCAAUGUUUUACUAUUGUGAAGUCUUGUGUGACCGGCGGCAUUUUGAAGAAAUCGGAUUAAAAUAUUUGGACAAUUUCAAAGGAAGCUUGCCUUUCGAUUUGCAAGUUGAUCCAGAGAUUAGGCAACGGUCAAGGCUAUUUGAAUGGAAGCCCUACUGUGAAGUUACAGACAGUUGUGAAAGUACAUGUUCCAACUCCCAGAGCGAAUAUCAAAUAACAGGGCAACCGACAACUCCAAGGAGUCUAACUGCAGACUUCUGUCCUUGGUCGAAGGAAGACGGUAUAGGUGCAGAUUAUCUGUUUGAUAGACUGUUUUCCAUAGAGCAAAGAAUAGAAAAAGACUUUGCAUCCUUUUCUGAGAACUACUCCGAGGGGAAUAUUAGCAGUAGUAACGCAUUAGUUGGAUUGAUCAACACUGAAAACGUGUACGAAAGGGUGUCUGAGGUGGCGAAUUGUGUUAAAGAGAGUAAUGAUGAUGAGUGUGAAAUUACCUCGGUUUCAACGGGUUAUGACAACGAAGAUCAAGGUGAAGGCGAUUUAUUCUUUCUUUUGUUUGAAUGUGGCCCUUCCAUGAAGCAGUGCAAUUAUUGCAAUGGGUGGCCAAUUCGAUUCGCACCACAACAAUCAGUGGAGUUGAGUACAACACAUAUCCAAGUGCCUCCAUGGCGAGCUAGUGCCGGUCGUCUGCUUCACGAUGUGUGCAACUACUGCACACGGAAUCCCCAUCUUGAAAACCUCGUACUCUUGGACCCCAUGGUAAGUCAGUGGUCUUACUCCAAGCAGACUCACUGCAACAAUGCAUUCAUUACUGUGUUUGAAUUCUUAGUCACUAUCUCCACUGUCCCCACUGCUAAAUCUGAUGAAGCGGAGUGCGAGCAAAAGCGGACAAAUGACUGGAGU